This is a messenger RNA of Notolabrus celidotus (New Zealand spotty), 8815 nucleotides long. It is a transcript of the gene lats2, whose product is annotated as large tumor suppressor kinase 2. Gene Ontology annotation, cellular component: nucleus; spindle pole. The transcript has 9 exons. NCBI's taxonomy places the organism in Eukaryota, Metazoa, Chordata, Actinopteri, Labriformes, Labridae. The record is from RefSeq and is a predicted model, not a curated record. The coding region runs from base 552 to 4085 and encodes 1177 amino acids. Gene Ontology annotation, molecular function: ATP binding; protein binding; protein serine/threonine kinase activity. Gene Ontology annotation, biological process: hippo signaling; regulation of organ growth; peptidyl-serine phosphorylation.
GUGACCUGUGGAAUGUUAACAAUGCAGCGAGUGUCCAACUUUGUGCUCCUUUCUGCUCCUGCUGCAGUCUGCGGAGAAAAUGGAGGCUCAUUUCAUCAUAUUUACCCCGUCCCUCCGUCUCCUCCGUCUCCUCCGAGCUCUGUAGGACUUUAACCUCUGCUGUCUGUCCGGAUCUUACCCUCCACUCUGAGCUCUUCUCGCUCCUUCUAUCACAUGGCGGAGAUUGGCAGCAUCAUGGUUUGGCUGCGCGGUGCCCACGUGACCGGCUGCAUUUCCUGGAAUAAGCUGGAACCUGAGCCUUGAAAGCCACACCAUGGAAUGCCUGUAGUACCACACCUCACCUCCAUCGGCCCGCCAGCAUCAGCAGGAAUCACAAACACAAAGAGACAAACAAAAUACUGAGGGACACCGAGGAGGAGGACUCUGUGCUCCUGGACUCUUUCUCUAUUUAGGUCAGCCAACUUGAAAGGAAUCUUUGGGAGGGAGUGAGUCCCAGUGAGUGUGUGUGUGUUUCCCUUUUAGAGUAGGUGCCUGCUCUGGGCACUGAGGCCAUGAGGCCCAAAACUUUCCCCGCUGCCCCCUAUGUGGGCAACACACGCCAAAGGCUUCAGGAGAUCAAGGAGGGCCUGAAGCAGCCGGCCAAGCUGGUGAGCCAGGCCCUCCAUGGGGGCAGCUCCAGGACCGAGGGCGGCAGAGGGGCCGACUGCAAGAGCGGAAAAGACACAGCCAGCCGCCAGCCGCAGCUCCGACCCCCGCAGAAGUUCAACAACUACCAGAACGCCCUGAGGGAAAUCAGGAAGUCCCUCAUGCCUUUUGCCAACGAGUCUGGCCCCUCUUCUGGGUCAGGACACCCUGCAGGAGCCGGGGAGGUGAACCGGCAGAUGCUGCAGGAGCUUGUGAACGCCGGCUGUGAUCAGGAGAUGGCCGUGCGCGCCCUGAAGCAGACGGGGAGCAGGAACAUUGAAGCCGCUUUAGAGUACAUCAGUAAAAUGGGUUACCUGGACCCCCGCAAUGAGCUCAUCGUCCGUGUCAUCAAGCAGACCUCACCAGGAAAAGCUGGCAUGCCAAAUUCAAUGGACCACCGCCCCGCAUUAGAGGUGUCAGGGGAGGCGGGUGGCAUGCCUCCGUACCACCAGAUGGGGGCUCCGAUGUAUGAAGGGGCAGCAGGAUACGGCCCUGAGGGGGAGAUGCCCAGACCUUACAUGGGCGCUCCUCCUGUGAUGAACUAUAUGAUGCCCCCGUCUGGUGCAGCACAAGGCUCUGCCAUGGGGAACCCGAUGGGUCGACCUCCCAGCAUGGGCACCUACCCCGCAGUGAUGGCCCCUCAGAGCAACCAGGCCAACAACAUGUACCCUCCAGGGGCCCCGCAGAAGGGCUACCCAGGCGGUAUGGAGCAGCACGGCCCAAUGAUGAGCUACAACGUCCCCGGUCAGCCUCUGCAGCUCCAGCCUCAGCCACAAGGGGGCCCCGUCCCCGGUCCACACUAUGACUACGGCCACGCCAGGCCCCACAUGAUGGAGCCGGCAGGUUAUGGAGUGAAGAGGACCGCCUCCUUCCAGAAUAAGAUGGCGCCGCCCCCGAUGGCACCUCCUGACAACUACGUCAACAUGCAGGGGAAAGGAUCCAUGGGGCAGAAUGGUCCAGGAGGAGGAGGAGGGGGUGGGUACCCAGCAAACCUGUACCUGCCGCCGCACUCCCACCCACGCCAAGCCAGCCCCACGUCCCACCAGGUCCACAUGAUGUCCCGCUCCCCAGGUGGGGUGGCAGCCAUGGGGCCGGACUUCUCUGAUAUGCCUCAGGGCUUGAUGACACCAUCCAGAGCCAGUCUCAACCUAGACCUGUAUGAGCACCACUGGGCGGGGCCUCCAGGUCCAGAAGGGGCCCCUCCAGCCAGGCAGCCACAGCCUCAGGGCCCAUUCAGGGGGGAGGUGCGAGUUCCAAGCCGGACCAACUCCUUCAACAGUCGGUCUGCCGGUCCAAACGGAGUCCGACCUGCGAUGGCGGCUCCACCUCCAGCCAGCAAACAGGACUCCUCGCUGGGCCCCCCAAACACCAUCACGGCUGUAACCUCUCCCCCCAUCCAGCAGCCGGUGAAGAGCAUCCGUGUGAUGAGACCCGAACCAAAGACCGCUGUGGGGCCGUGUCACCCCGGCUGGAUGACGGCUCAGAGCCAGGAAGCAGCUGAGUCCUUGGGUUACAUGCCCGAGGAGACCUACCCCCUCGAGCCGGCUCAGGAGCCACGCUGCCCUCCACCGCCUUACCCCAAAAACCUGCUCAUGUCCGGGGCACCUAGUGAACCGGGGACCAUGGAAGGAGCAGGAGCCAUGUGUGGAGCUCCAGACCUCAGCAGCCCUGCCCACAGAAACACCCACGGCGGCAGUGGAGGGAGCGGGAAGGGCGAGGAGAGCCAGCAGGUGAAAGAGAAGACGAAGAUGGGGAAGGGAGAGAAAGCAGUGAAGGACAAGAAGCAGAUCCAGACGUCGCCCGUUCCUGUGAGGAAGAACGGACGUGACGAGGAGAAGAGGGAGUCACGCAUCAAGACGUACUCGCCCUUUGCUUUUAAGUUCUACAUGGAGCAGCACAUAGAGAACGUGAUGAAGACAUACCAGCAGAAACUGAACCGCAGACUUCAGCUGGAGCAAGAGAUGUCCAAGGCCGGCCUAUCAGAAGCAGAGCAGGAGCAGAUGAGGAAGAUGCUGAACCAGAAAGAGUCCAACUACAACAGGCUCCGCCGCGCCAAGAUGGACAAGUCCAUGUUUGUGAAGAUCAAGACGCUGGGCAUCGGAGCCUUCGGGGAAGUGUGUCUAACUCGUAAAGUGGACACUGGAGCACUUUACGCCAUGAAGACUCUACGCAAGAAAGACGUCCUCAACCGCAACCAGGUCGCCCACGUGAAAGCAGAGCGAGACAUCCUGGCAGAGGCAGACAACGAGUGGGUGGUGCGCCUCUACUACUCCUUUCAGGACCGGGACAGCCUCUACUUCGUCAUGGACUACAUCCCGGGAGGGGACAUGAUGAGCCUGCUGAUAAGGAUGGGCGUCUUCCCCGAACCUCUGGCUCGUUUCUACAUCGCCGAGCUGACGCUGGCCAUCGAGAGCGUCCACAAGAUGGGCUUCAUUCACCGAGACAUCAAGCCUGACAACAUCCUCAUCGACCUGGACGGACACAUCAAGCUGACUGACUUUGGUUUGUGCACGGGUUUCCGCUGGACGCACAACUCCAAGUACUACCAGAAAGGGAGUCACGUCAGACAGGACAGCAUGGAGCCCAGUGACUUCUGGGACGACGUCUCAAACUGCCGCUGCGGCGAUCGGCUGAUGACGCUCGAGCAGCGCGCCAACCGGCAGCACCAGCGCUGCCUGGCUCACUCCCUGGUGGGAACACCAAACUACAUCGCGCCAGAGGUGCUGCUGCGCAAAGGCUACACCCAGCUGUGUGACUGGUGGAGCGUGGGAGUGAUCCUCUUUGAGAUGUUGGUGGGACAGCCGCCCUUCCUCGCCCCGACGCCCACCGAGACUCAGAUUAAGGUGAUAAACUGGGAGAGCACUCUGCAGGUCCCCGCUCAGGUCAAACUGAGUCCUGAAUCCAUUGACAUCAUCGGUCGCCUCUGCUGCUCAGCCGAAGAGCGUCUGGGAGCAAACGGCGCCGGUGAGAUAAAGUCCCACCCCUUCUUCACCCAGAUGGACUUCUCCAGCAAUCUACGGCAGCAACCGGCGCCCUACAGACCCAAGAUCGCCCACCCGAUGGACACGUCCAACUUUGACCCCGUGGAGGAGGAGGGGGGUCCUGGAGCGUGGAGCGACAGCGGGGACAGCACCCGGGCCCUGGACUUGCUCUGCUCGCCACACGGGAAGCACCCGGAGCACGCGUUCUACGAGUUCACCUUCCGCAGAUUCUUCGACGACCACGGCUGCCCCUUCCGCUACCCUAAACCGCCCGAGAGCUGCGAGGGGCCGCAGAGCAUCGCCGGAGCCGCCUGCAUGGGCCCAGACGAAGAAGACGAACAGGAAGAGGAGGAGGACGAGGAGGAGGAUAUGGAGGAGGAGGGAGAGCAGGGGGAGGGGUGUGAGCCGGUGUAUGUCUGAGCGGCGUUUGAUGAUGACCGCUGACUUUAACUCACCUCAGCUCAGGACGCUCCCACCUGCUCUCCUCUCUGUCUGUGUGUAGACGCUGCUCAGGUGUGUCUGUGUGUGUUCAGGCAGAUCUGGCGUGUGCAGGACUGACGAACAUCGCCACCUUGUGGACUCUAUAGCUCGUCCACAAUGAUUUCGAACACAAAUCUCCCAAUGACCCGGGACCAAGAAGCAACACCGACUGUCUGCGGUGACGCUUUUGCGGAUACGAGGUUAAAAACUGCACAGGUCUCAAAACGAAACCUGAUAUUCUCUGGAACGUACGGACGUCUGGAGAACAGAUAUCUGAUUCAGACCGCUCCUGGUUUCCUCCAGCGCUUCCUCGUCCCAUUCCUUCCACCCUCGUGUCUUACAGACGACUGAAACACCUCGGCAAUCCUUGAUCUUUUAAAAAAAAACAGGAGCCACUUCCUGUUUCACCUGAGCUGCUUUACACUCAGUAUUGGACACGGUGGAGUGAGGAGUGGAACAUGUUCAUCGUGAGGGAAGGGGAGGGUUGGGGGACUGAAUAAGCAACACGUCUCUUUCACAGCUGCUGCAAAAUAAGCUACAAAGACACAUGCAUGCACGUGCACACAUUCACAUGAUUACCCUGUAUAGGUGGUGCACAGCAGUCCUAGAGGACAAGGUGUGUGUCUCUGCAGGGAGACGUCUUUAUCCAUGUCAUUGGAAGUUUGCUCAGACGACAUUCAAACAGUGACACACUCAGUGUUUGACUUCCAUGUCGUGGUGCGAGAGGAGACGCGUCCCGUUUGGCAGCAUCAGGUUAUGUUUUUGAUAUAUUUCUUUUGUUUUCAGUUUGAAUUUAUCGACUUUAACAAAUCAGAUUGAAGAAGUCUAUUUAACCAAAAACUGUUUCCAUAGCUGUUCAUAUGUGCCAACUGUAGUCCAGUUUGAUGUUUGUCCUAAAAGGUGGAGCCGGAUUCUUCUUCUUCUUCCCUCAGAGGUUGCUGUUACAAACAAACCUUGUGUUGGAGAGAUGUUUUGUGUUACUGAAACUCAGCUCAAAAAAGUCAGCAUGAAUUCAUGUUUCAGGCAAAUCCAAAUCAAUGUUAGAAGCCUGGAUGUUUAGAUUAACAUGCAGAAUCAUGUUUGCCAGGAGGAGCACCUCUGCACAGAUGCUCUGGUUUUUAAAUGUGCAGAAAGCAUCAUUUGCAAAUAAUGAACAAAUGCAAACAGGCUGGACUGUCGGUCUUAAAAACAGGACCUACCCGCCUCAGAACAAAGAUUCUCUGACACUCAAAUCUUGCAGAGAAGGUAGACUUUUAAUUGGUGCAUGUGUUGAAUUUCUACUCAAGCAUUGCAUCAGAUGAACGUCGUCUUUGUUUACUGCACAUGCUCCCUGAUGCUGACAGAAACCAGAGCCAGACCUGGACCGGGGUCCUUUGGGACUGAAUCACUUCCUGACUUGAGUAUCAAAGCUCACACAUUCACCCCCCGAGGUGCACGGUGUUCACGGCUAUUUUGCAAAGAUGAGUCCUGAAACGUAACCCCGCCUCCCGUGACGUCUGGAGGCGGAUCACAAAGCAACAUGUUCUUACAACAACAACAACAAACGUGUGAUAGUAUGACUAUGUGCAAUACAAAAAUACAUUAUAUAUAGUUUUCUAAACACUUAAUAUCCUGUUUUUGUACUGAAAUGUACAAAUAUAUUGGUUUAUAUAUAUUUUCUUUUUCAGUUACAACAUGCUGCUUAUUAUUGUGGUUAAUAUUAUUUACAUUAUUAUUAUAAUUGUUACAUUUGUACCUGUUGUUUUUCUUGUGUUGUGGCUUAAAGAAGUGUUGCCAUGUGUGCCUGGGUUUGAACGCAAUGAGCUGUGUGCCUUUUCUAAUUGAAUGUCGGCGUGCGUGUCGCCGCUCUGUGACGAAGGAGACGACGGUGAUUGAUGAUGACGAGCGGCGUUUUGCAGAAUUAUGGAUGGUGGCGUCCCUCGCCCUCCUGCAGACGGGCUGGUCCUGGCUGCAGGAGAGGGGAGGGGCUUAAAGGAGGGGUGGGUUUUAGAAUAAAGGAUGAAACAGGAGUUACUCAGACGAUGAGGAGCGAGGCAGGUCGACUUCAGGAGAUGUAAUCUGAUAAACGAAUAGCUUUCAAACUUCAACGACGUGUAAGUGUUUGGUACAUUUUCCUUAUUUAUCCGAAAUGACCACAAGUUUGAGUGUCGUGUUGACUCUGUGCCAUGUUCACUAUCACCCCGUAUCUCUUUGCUUUAUGACAAUCAAACAAUAAUAAGCGCUCCCUGUGAGUCGUGAUGAGCUGUCUGCUCGUCUCAGCAGCUCCUACAGUAUUUUGGAAUCGACUGCGGACGCCAUGAGAGUCAGAGCCGCUCUGGUUCUCUGACGUGUAACUGGCUGAAUGAUUGAACAUGUGUGGAUAAGAUUUGUUACAAAAGAUUUUCUUGUUUUUUUAUUUUUUGCUUGACAAUGUAUUGAACGGUUGUUUUUUUCUCUGUACAUGUGCCUUGUGUUCUUAUAUGAGCAGCACAAUCUUAACGGAUUGCUUUCUUCCUGUUAUCUCUUCUCACAGACCUCUUGUACCUGUUCUUACUCUUGAUCCAGGCGUGCUUCACAUUCACACUCGCUUUGACUACAUGCAGCAACAACCCUGAUCUUAUCCUAGUCUUAGAGUGACAGCCCUUAGAUUAAGAUGAGGUAGAAGUUGAAGGAAGUUCAGGAGAAGUUGCAACAAAGACCUGCAGACAUGUAGAGCUGAACUGUUGCUGCUUUCAGUUCCUUAUUUAUGAACCCCAAUCCAAAGAAGGUGAAAAGAAAUAGUGCUAAUCUUUCUUACAUACACCGAUCAGCCAUCCACUGGACCCCUUAAGGUGUGCUGUGGUUUCUUGCACCAAGUCCUGGAAGUUGUGAGGACGGCCUCCAUGGAUCAGACUUGGUUUAUCAGAACAUCCCACAGAUGCUCAACUGGAUUGAGAUCUAGGGGAAUUUUGGAGACCAAGUAAACACUACCAUGAUCCUCCAGUCCUCCUCCUCCUUCCAUUGCUCCGUGUGAUCCAGUUUUGAUGCUCACCUGCACCUCGAACGGGGUAUCCUGUGAUGAGCCUUGGCAGCUGGUUUUCCUUCCUUGGACUACAGUAGUCCAAGGGUUAGGGUUAGGGUUAGGGCUCUCAUGGAGCAUGUUCCUCUGACCUCUGAUCACAUGAUGCUCGAUAAACCUCGUCAUGAUUCUCUGAAGCACGAACUGAUGCUCACCUGCACCUCAAACAGGGUUUCCUGUUUGAGCCUUGGCACCUGGUUUUCCUUCCUUGGACUACUCUUGCUAGACACAGACCACAGCAGAGUGAGAACGCCCCACAUGAGCUGCAUUCUUGGAGAUGCUCUGACUCAGGUGUCACAGUUUGGCUCAGGUCAGAGUCGCUCACAUCCUGAUGCUUGCUUCUUUUUCCUGCUUCUGACACAUCAAGGAGAAGAAAGGUUCACAUACUCCCUAACAUAUCCCACCUACUGACAGGUGGUACCAACAUAAUCAGUGUUAUUCACUUCCUCUAUCAGUGUUCAUGAUUUUAUGGCUGAUUGGUGUAUGCUCAACUCAAAGCAGUACAAAAAUAUGGGAUAACUACUAGAGCUCUCUUUCUGACAUUGACUCCAGCAAACUUUAAAACAUCGUCCAGCGUCUCCUUGAUUAAGAAGACAUUUUUGUACUGAUGGUUCAAACAGAAGGAGCAAUUUGAAGACAGAAAUUUGAGCUGCAUUUUUCACCUUUAAUACAUUUUUUAGAUGAAACAAUGAAUAAAUGAAUCGUGAAGAUGAUUUGCAGAUUGCUUAACUCUGCAAAUUAUUAUCUGCAACUUUGAACAAGAUGAUAUAAUAAAUGCAAAGUGGCUUUUCCUCUUCAUGUCACUUAAAAAUCCAGUUUAAUCAGCACUUUCAUUUGGCUCAGUGUUUCAGGGAUUGAAGGUCUUAUCUUCUGCUUCUGUUUGAUAGAAGUGGAUUGUCCAAGAACAUACUGACAUAUGUGGUGCAACAAUACAUAUGAGUGUGUUUCAUGGUGGCCCAAACUCGUCUGCUGCAUGUAAACAAAGCCAGCGUUUCCUGUGAGCCGCCUGAAUCAAUCAAAUCCGUCUCUUACAAAGCCGCCCGUCUUGAGCCUGACUCGAGGAUCCGUUCUUGAGAUUAAGGCCGAGACGGUUUCACUCCUUCUCUCUCUCAGUAUUCGGUUGUUCCAGACUUACCUUCACUUCUCUGAACCUCUCAGUGACCGUGUUGCCAUCGACCAGGACAUGAAAAAUAGCUUUAUAAAGAGUGUGUGAGGUGUGUUUUCUGGAUGUGUUUUUUUUUCUCUGUUUCUAAAGUUAGAGAGUGAUGACUGACAAUCUUUGACUGACUUGAUAUCUGAUUUCUUGGCGAGACUUCGUUGUGUAUUCUUUUCAUUUUGUAUUUCUACUCUAAGGAGGAUUCUCCUUGAUGUAUGAUACAAUCCUGUUACUCUUGCAUUUAUAUUUAUACAGAUAUACAUAUUUUUUGUAUCUUUUUUCCCCUUUUUUUUCAAUUUCCCCUGUGCUAAUGUUCAAAAAAAUCCAUGUCUACGCAGUAUUAUUGAUGUAAUGUGACGUCAGCAUGAUGUCAGCGAUCUCUUUUUUUACAUUCAUGUAUGAACUGAGAGUUUGUAAAAAUGCUUUCACAGUCUUUGUGUGUAAAAUGUAUGUAUAAAUUAAAUUAACCAACUUUGA